AUGUUAAUAUCGUUUGGAAAAACGUAUGCAAUCACUGAUAAACAACCAACAAUGAUUGAUUGUCAUUUAAUGCCACGUUUACAUCAAAUACGCGUCUUGUUAAAACAAUUUGAUAAUGGUGAUGAUAUCCCCUUGAUUUUCAAUGGUAUAUGGAAAUAUUUAUCCAUAACAUAUGAAUGGUAUAUAUUUUGUCAAUGGUGUCCAAGUGAUCAAGAAAUACAAAUACAUUGGAUGAUGAAAUCAGAAUAUUCAAGAGUAAAACCACGUGAAUAUCGUUUAAAAAUGAUUGAAUUAAUUCGUUCAAAACCUACAUAUAGUUUUCAGGAUUUUCCAAACGUUGAAGAUACUAAAUUAUAG
Molecule: messenger RNA, 357 nt
Organism: Dermatophagoides pteronyssinus (European house dust mite)
Lineage: Eukaryota; Metazoa; Arthropoda; Arachnida; Sarcoptiformes; Pyroglyphidae
Biological process (GO): chloride transport
Cellular component (GO): cytoplasm; membrane
Molecular function (GO): chloride channel activity
Source: RefSeq, a predicted model, not a curated record